AUGCCCACGCCCACCAGCCGAUCGUGUCGGUGGAUUGCCGUGCCUCGAGCAUCUCGAAUCCCUCCUGAAUUACAACACAUACUUUCAGGGAGAGCAGAUCUACGUCGUAUCUUGGCUAAAUCUUUUCCGCCCGUAUGCAAGAUGCCCCUUCUCAACACUGUCGAAUCUUGCAUCCUUAGACACGCAUCGUGGCCACGGGAGAUGCGAAUUCGUCCUUCUGGCAUUCACAACUCAGACAGAAAAGGGGUUCGUCGCCAACGGCUUCAUCCCUGGCAAGAUACGGACAAUGCCAAGAAUUGCUCUGCCGAGACUGAAGAACGAUCUCACACUGCAGUCGCUGGAGAACAAUUCUCCGACAUUCCUACCCUGGGCGGUCGCAGUCUUGUUGAGGCACUUAGUGUAAUCUUUGAUGGCCUUCUCUACGACGGAUUGGACUUUAGUGAAUGUUGUAUGGCCAAGAGUAUAAGCGACACCGUUACUCAGGAAUCUCGGCCAAAUAAUUGA
Molecule: messenger RNA, 504 nt
Organism: Colletotrichum acutatum
Lineage: Eukaryota; Fungi; Ascomycota; Sordariomycetes; Glomerellales; Glomerellaceae
Exons: 1
Coding region: 1-504 (167 amino acids)
Source: RefSeq, a predicted model, not a curated record